AUUCUUCCCAAGUAGUUUGUUAUUAUGGCUAACCUCUGACGAACUAUAUUACUACAAUCUAGAAAGAGACAGAAAGUCCUAGCCUACAUGAAGUUUACCUGACCUCAUGACUGAUAAAUAAAACACCUUAGAUAUCUUUAACAUAUAAGAUGAAAACCCCAUAGACAUAUGUCUAUGGAAAAACCUCCCCGCUGCUGUUUUAACUUCCGCAAAGUAGCUCAUCGUGCGUACAUUCAAGUCUACGAAGUAGACGUAGCUUCAAUUAGUGAAUACCACUUCCGCAUACCCGUUGGCCUUGUGUGCGUGGUUGUCUUACGGAGUGGAUUUUGGUACCGAGCGGAGAGGAGAUGCACACGGCACUCGAGUGAGGCGUCUCGAAGUGACGAGAAGAUGAGGGUCCACGCACACACCAAAUUCUGCUUCCUGUGUGUGCUCACCUUCCUGUUUCACCAGUGCAGCCAUUGCCACGGCGACGGACAUCACCACGGCCAUGGAGGCGGUGACUACGACCAUGGCCACGGUCAUGGUCGGGGUGAACACAGCCAUGAUAGCGAUCAUGAUCACGAUCACGAUCAUGAACAAGAUAAUGAACACGAUCAAGUCCACAGCGACCUGCAGAUAUCCCAGGAACCCUACGUGGAACCCUCGGCUCAGCCUAUGAUGGGCAGCUCCAGCGACGCAGAGAAGGAACAGCACUUCUACAUCCAGCAGCUCUUCCAACGCUAUGGGCAGGGUGACAGGCUCAGCUUCACCGGCCUCCAGAGCCUUCUGCUGAGCCUGGGCCUGGGCGAGGUGAAGGUGGUGGGCCUGAAGCACAACGAGCAUGACCAUGUGGCCCACCUGGACCUGCUGGAGGUGCAGGAGGGGCAGCACUCGCACUCGGCCGACCACGACCACGACCAUGACCACGACCACGACCACGACCACCAUCACCACCAUCACAACCAUGGCAGUCGCCAGACCACACAUUCGCACCACCACCCCCACACGGAGGAGGGGGAUGUGCACACCACCGCCACAGCGCAGGGUACCCCCCCCUGUAGUCCCAAAACAGCUGGGCCCACUGUGAACAGUGGUCCAAUGGACCGGCGUGACCAUGAUCAUGGACAUAAACACGAGCACAAUCACGACCAUGAUCGGGACAAUGAACAUGUUCACGCACGUGACCGUGGCCAGGACAAAGAGCACAAGCACACCCACGACCACCGUGAUCACGACCACACCACGGUGGCCAGCGACCGCACGGCCGACAGCAACGAGUUCAGCCAAGUGCCCGACCGGGAGCAGGGCCAAACUCAGGACGGCGACCGUAUCCAUGACGACCAGUCGCAGCCUCACCAUCACCAUGAUCACCAUCACAAGCAUCCACACCCGCACCCCCACAACAACAACAACAACCACAACCACGACCACCUUCCCCCAGCUAACAGCACAGAUGGCCGCCCCCCCACUUCCCCGGCACGGCCCACCCAGCUCCCCGCUCAGCCCACACAGGCCCCACAGAGGCCAACUUUAGACUCCUCUAACAUUGGAGACCCAGGCCUCCAGGAGGCCAAACCCUCUCUAGCUCCGACCCAGGCCUCAGUGACCAAGAGGCCCAGGAAGACGCCCAGAGCCAGGGGGCAACGCAACAGGAACAGGACAGCUACCACUGUUGCGCCUCCCACAGCAGCAGGACAGGACCAUGGACACGAUCACGAUCACCUACAUGACCAUGAUCACAACCAUGAUCACCAUGACCACAGCCAUGACCAUCACGAUCACAACCAUGACCAUAGACAAAGUCACUCCAGAAAGGAGAAGAGAGAAGUGCCAAACAAGGACAGGAAAGCUUCCAUUUUAGAGCGACAUUUUAGUCAGCUUCAUCAGCACGAGGAGUGUUUGAACCUGACCCAGCUGCUGGCCCAUUAUGGGCUGACCCCGCAGUCCAACAUCUCCCCCCAACAGUUCACCUACCUGUGCCCUGCCCUGCUCUACCAGAUCGACAGUCGCCUGUGCAUACGACACCACCUCGAGUACGAGGAUGCCGAACCUGAACAAACAGCCAUGGUGUGGUUGUGGGGCUUCGUCUCCAUCACCAUCAUCAGCCUGCUGUCUCUGCUGGGCGUGGUGCUGGUGCCCAUCAUCAACCAGUCCUGCUUCAAGUUCCUGCUCACCUUCCUGGUGGCGCUGGCCGUGGGCACCCUGAGCGGCGACGCCCUGCUCCACCUGCUGCCCCAUGCUCAAGGAACUCACGACCACGACCAUGGCCACGAGAAGCCCGUGGACAAGAACGUGGGCUUGCUGGAGGAGUUCGACGCGGUGUGGAAGAGCCUGACGGCACUGGGAGGCAUCUAUCUCCUCUUCAUCAUCGAACACUGUAUUGGAAUGUUCAAACACUACAAAGACGAAGGGGGCACCUUGUGUCGGAGGAAGAAGAGGAGCGAGGAGGCGAAGAUCGGCAGGAAGCUGUCGGACCACAAGCUGAACAGGCGCUCCGACGCGGAGUGGAUGCACCUGAAGCCACUUACAGAGGGCAAUGAGCUCACCGUGUUGCCUGAAGAGACGGGUCACAAUGACACGCAGCUGUCUGACCUCCAGCCCCCGGACUCCCCCAGCAUGACCCCGUUAUCCCUCACAGAUGCCCCGCAUGACCACCAGGAGGGAGACGUACCGGCCAAGGAGAACGGCAAGAAAGCCAAGACAAAAAAGCACGGGCAUGGCCACUCCCACGGACAUGGGCAUUCCCACGCGCACUGCCACUCUGACCAGGAAAUGAAGGAUGCUGGCAUAGCAAGCAUUGCCUGGAUGGUCAUCAUGGGGGACGGCAUGCACAACUUCAGUGAUGGACUUGCUAUAGGUGCCGCUUUCAGUGCCAAUAUCACGGGUGGCAUCAGCACGUCUGUUGCCGUAUUCUGCCACGAACUGCCUCAUGAACUGGGUGACUUUGCGGUGCUGCUAAAAGCGGGCAUGUCUGUGAAACAGGCUCUUGUGUACAACGUCCUCUCUGCCCUCAUGGCGUACGUGGGCAUGCUGAUUGGCACAGCCAUCGGCCAGUACACGCACAACUUCACCAGCUGGAUCUUUGCGGUCACAGCUGGCAUGUUCCUCUACGUGGCUUUGGUGGACAUGCUGCCAGAGAUGCUCCAUGGAGACAGCGAGGAGCACAAGCGCUGCCAGAUGGGCCACUUCCUCCUACAGAAUCUGGGCUUGCUCACUGGGUUCACCCUCAUGCUGCUCAUCGCCAUCUUCGAGGAUCGCAUCAAGUUCGAUUUUGACCUCUAGAUGGUGGGGACACGUGGGGGGUGGGUGGUCAGUAGGGGUGGCGGCGGGAAGGACGGGAGGUAGGUAGGUAGAGGAGGCGGGGUGGGGUGGCAAAGCUUAAAGGUACACAGGCUUCACCUUCAAGUGGCUUCCACUGUGCGGAGUUUCAGUCCUGCAAGCAUGGUACAAAGCUCUUAUUCACACCUGUCAUACCUCAGUUGAAAACUGUGUCUGUGGCUUGCGGUAACUGACCAUGAGGACAUUUGUUUACAGUUUACCUCUCUUUUAUUUUGCAUACUCCCCCUCUUUCAACCCUGUUGUGUCUGUCUCUCUCUCCCCCCCCCCCCCCCCCCCCCACCCCACCUGACAAACAGUUAGCGCAUGCGUUGUCACUGGGGUCAUAAGGCAGGCAGAGGUCAUAAAGUCACCCAUACGCGCACUAACCGGUGCCCCACUGCUAGUAGUGUUACUGUUGCCCAUGGCAACUGCUCCUCUGAUGUAGGGAAACUUUCUUCUGCUCAUCAUACGUCUGCAUCGAAAAAAGGAGUUAGGGGUUAGCAUAGUUGCUUCAUAUCAGUCAGCCUUUGCUACCACCCACGACUCCUAAUUCCCCCAGCGCUAAGCUGAGAGGAGAUGGGUUUGACUUGAGGGUGUGGCGCCACUUACAAUGGCAGAGGAAGAUUUCCCAUGCAGAGGCAGCUCAUCAUGGUCAGAGAGCCCUUUGCCAGCCUCAUUACCUGGAGCCUUUGUCCUCUUAGCAGCUCCCCGCGACCAUCUGCAUUGUCGUUUGUGUGUGUGUGUGUGUGUGUGUGUGUGUGUGUCUGUAGUGCACCAUCAUAGGCCAUUUUUGUGAUUAGCCAUGGUGUGUCUCAUUGUGCGAUGUUCAAUAUUCCUGUGCCAAGCACAGAUUACUGGGCAGCUCAUCCAGUCGAGGCAAUUCAAAUGUGCUAGAACACACUGGUGACCAAGUCUUUUGGAAAUGGCAGCAGGUUUCAGUCUACACAGUGUAGCUAAGUCUUAAGUACUGCCAAUGAUGGCACUACUGCCUUUUUAAACUAUCAUAAUGUGAAAGUAAGUUUAGGAGAGGUUAGUGUCUUGACAUACAGGCUCAGUAUUAAAAUAUUGACAAAAAAAACGAUAAUUCUUUCUUUUCUUCUGCCCAUCAACUGCUUUGAUUGUUUAUUUGGUUGUUUACAUCCCCAAGUCCCCAACAGCAGCAAAAGCAAGCAAACAAAACAAACAUAGACGCCACCUGACAAGCUUUUGUCCUUCUGUUUAGGCAAGCAGGCUCGCUGAAAGCGUUAACAAGUAGAUGAAUAGCACUGUGAUAGAGGCUCUCAAGAGACUGACAGACAGUGGUUUAGUGGAUCAUAUCAGCAAUGCAGAGCUACUUUUUAAAGGCAUAAUAUAUAGAGAAAAAAAACAGUCUUUAUUUCUAGCUGCGGGAGCCAAGUAGCCACUGCCUGUGUGUGUGAAGAAUGCAAGAUAUCAAUUGAAGAGAAGGUUUUGACUGUUGAACAUGAAAGGUAACAAUGAUUUCCCGUACAUUAUUUGUACACAGCUCCGUGCUGUUGCAUUGACUUGUAAGAAUUGCACCACGGUGCAUUUUCUCCACAUUCAAAGAAGAAGUGGGAUUUGGUUCAUGACCACAGUUAGUAGCACACUGGAUUUUUAAUUGCAACUGUGUCCACUGACUCCUUGUUACUGUCCAUGUUAGUCAAUAUUGAAGGACUUUAAUUUUUUUUUUUUUUCAGAAAUCAAAUUAAGUUUUAAUGUUAAAACUGCCAUUUUGAAAUGUUACUUUUUUUGUUCGUUGUAUUAAUCAGCAGUCAGUUCUGAGGUUACUAAAUUCAAGACCAUGUCUCAAUGUGAAAUUUAUCCAAAUUUAUACGUUGACAAUCUCAAGCCUUUGUGCGUAGCUGGACCCUUCUAUCAUUGAUGAAUAUAUUUGUUGUGUAGGUUUUUUUAUUUUAUUUUUUUUAAUUUACUAGCUUAAUUUGCACUUGUAGUGAUAAUUCACAUUGUUUUCUUAAUCAAACCAUGGAGUAUCUGUUGGAAAUUAUGUUCUCUAGACAAUGAACGUUUUGUUACCAUGAAAAUACUUUUUCAUUUUCUAUUCGUUUUUUUCCUGAUUCCUAUGGAUAUUCGUGACAUACACCACCUUGACCGUGCCAAACGAAAAUGGGCCGUGGGGUUGAAAUUGUGUGCUCAAAAGUGGCUGCUUUCAAAACAUUCCAUUGGCUGUCUCCGCUGCUCAAGUGCUUUGUGGAUGUAGCCCGCAACAGCACCAUAUGUGUGCGAUUCCCAUUGAUCCUGUCACCGUGUGACAUCCAUUGUCUCCUAGUCUUGGCUGUGAAUCAUUGUGGAUCACAUUCGCUGAUGUAUUUGAUUGGAUCAAAAUCAUGCAUGUGAGGCAUGACAUUAAAUGGAUCAAACUAAAAAAGAAAAAAGAAAUUUUGUUUAUUUUUUUGCUUUUAUUUCAGCAAAGUUUAUUAAAUGAAGAGGAAAUCAUUUUGUGUCAUAUGUAAUUUAUUUGAAUUGGAUGUAAAGUCACUGAGGUAUACUUUGGGGGCCAAUGGUGCAAAGAGUUUUGUUCUUGAUGAAGUCUGACAUGGAUUACCUAAAGAUAUGUCCCAACUAACACCUCUACCCCAAGGUCCCACCAAUGAAAAAAAAGCCAUAUUAUCAAUGUCACCUUCAUUUAUAAUACCUGUUUUUGGUAUUUAUGUCUUGUGCAAAAAGCACAGAUCAGUCCAACCUAGUGAUGUGUUUCUCAGAAGUGUAUAAAUCCAACCAAUACAAAUUGCUGAAAUUAUGAAGUUAUCCACAUUCAAUCUUUCUGUCACCGUGGGCAUAUCUUAAAAGGGUAAAAUUCAAAAUUGGGAGGAUGUUGUCAGAACAUCUACUUGAGUUGGUUUGUUCCCAAAGACUACCUCACCCCUUUACAGUUGAAAAAAAAAAAAAAAUGAUGAUGAUAACGGAAGUCACUCACUGUCUGGUCUAAUUUUACUUUUAUAAACCGUUUACAAGCCUGGGUGUGUAAAUGUUUUCACUGCAUUCACCAUACUUGCUGAUUGUGCACCUCCCCAUAAAGAAGAGCAAAUAAAGAUUUGCAACAAGCA
This is a messenger RNA of Clupea harengus (Atlantic herring), 6365 nucleotides long. It is a transcript of the gene slc39a10, whose product is annotated as solute carrier family 39 member 10. The record is from RefSeq and is a predicted model, not a curated record. Gene Ontology annotation, molecular function: monoatomic cation:bicarbonate symporter activity; zinc ion transmembrane transporter activity. Gene Ontology annotation, cellular component: plasma membrane. Gene Ontology annotation, biological process: intracellular monoatomic cation homeostasis; zinc ion import across plasma membrane. NCBI's taxonomy places the organism in Eukaryota, Metazoa, Chordata, Actinopteri, Clupeiformes, Clupeidae.